AUGAGCCCGUCACUUUUCUCUUUCGGUUCUGAUAAACGUAUCGACAACUGGAUUGAAGAAAAAGAACUCGAGAAGUAUGAUUUGAAGAAAUAUGAAAAUCCCCAAAAAAUGAGAGUGUCAAAGGAAUCGGAUGCGAAGGAUGUAGUGAGAAGAAUGUAUAGAUACAAGCAUAAAGAGGACAAAAGCAAGGAUUUGUAUGUCCUAGUUCCUGGUCAUAAGAAAGAGAAGUCCCCUGGUCUUCUCGGUGGUGGUGUAACUGAGCACACGAUUACUAGAACUACAAAAACUUCUGAUGGGCGGGGUAAAAACCUGAACUUGCCUAUUAAUAUUAAUUUGGGAAAGCAAAACAUCACUAUCAAAGUUGAAGAUGGAGAAAGAUCUAGACGUCGUGGUGAUGGUGAGAAGGAGCGACAUAGACAUCGUGGUGAUAGUGAGAAGGAGCGACAUAGACAUCAUCGGCGUCGGGGAAGCGGCGAGACACAUGACGAUUCCAAAGACGACGAAGAUUUCUCUCGCGAUCGCCGAGAAAGAAGAAGAAGAAGAAGUAGAGACCGCUCUCGUGAUGGCGCUGAUUCAAAAGGGCGUGGAACUGACGGAAAGGCCCGAGAAUAUUCCAGAUCUAUGAGACAGGAAGAAGAUUCUGAAUCCGACGAUUCGAGCUACACAGACAAUGAAAGUAAAAGGAACGCAAAUGAUGACUUGCAGUCUAAUUAUUCUGGAAAAGUAUCUUCCAGGGGACACUCUGCAAGACCCCCGACUAUCCACCUCCCCUUUAAAAAGGAGAGUCGUACAAAGGAGCGCUCUGAGAUUCAGUCUAUAAUAGAAGAUGGAUCUAUAGCAUCUUCUCAUAGACCACCCAUUGAUAUUCAGCCUCCUCCAAGAGCUCAGUCUAUAAGAAAAGAUGGACCUGUAAGAUCUUCUCGUAGACCACCCCCUGAUAUUCAGCCUCUUCCAAGAGCUCAGUCUAUAAUAGAAGAUGGAUCUGUAAGAUCUUUUCAAACAUCAUCCUCGAAGAGCAAGCAUUCUUCAAGAGCUCCAUCUGCAGCGGGGCAAUCUAGAUUAUCCCAAAACACUGACACCUUACUUCCUAGCUUGGACAAACUAAUAGAAGAAAAUAAGGACGUUUUAGAUGGGAAGACUUCUCAGGAUGGUCGUAAUUCGACCUCAAGCCAACAUCUAAAACCCAACUCCCGAGAGGAUUAUAAAGCAAAUAGUGAUAGACGACGUGCGGAAAGGGGAAAUAGUGGCCUAUCCAGCAAAAAUGUACCGUAG
Messenger RNA from Botrytis deweyae, 1272 nucleotides. RefSeq lists its product as uncharacterized. The coding region runs from base 1 to 1272 and encodes 423 amino acids. Lineage: Eukaryota; Fungi; Ascomycota; Leotiomycetes; Helotiales; Sclerotiniaceae. The record is from RefSeq and is a predicted model, not a curated record. The transcript has a single exon.